Molecule: messenger RNA, 756 nt
Organism: Theileria orientalis strain Shintoku
Lineage: Eukaryota; Apicomplexa; Aconoidasida; Piroplasmida; Theileriidae
Product: translation elongation factor EF-1 subunit alpha
Exons: 4
Coding region: 1-756 (251 amino acids)
Biological process (GO): translation
Cellular component (GO): translation release factor complex
Molecular function (GO): GTPase activity; GTP binding; translation release factor activity
Source: RefSeq, a predicted model, not a curated record
AUGGAUUCCGAUUUAAAUGAAAAUCACGAUUCUAGUUCAGCCUUUAAAUUUAACCCAAACGCUACUGAGUUUAAGCCUAGUAGUUCGUGGUUGGAUGUUGAAGUUGACUCACCAGGUGAUUCUUGCGCUGACGCAAUGGAAUCUUUGAAGAUUUCGGAAGAUCAGCAAGUUGAUUUCGAUGAAGAUAGCGAUAGUCAACAGAGCGAUUCCAAUAAAGAGGCCACACUUAAAAAGAAGGAAACAAAGGAAUCAUCUCUGCCUCCUCCGGAUUCUAGAGCACACAUAAAUAUUGUGUUCAUUGGACACAUAGAUGCUGGGAAGUCGACGACCUGUGGAAAUAUACUGUACUUAUCUGGAUACGUGGAUGAACGUACAAUUGAAAAGUACGGAAAGGAAGCAAAGGAUAAGAACAGAGAAAGUUGGUUUUUAGCAUUUAUAAUGGACACAAACGAAGAAGAACGCGAAAGGGGAAAGACGAUAGAAGUCGGUAGAGCAAAGAUGGAGACGCCAAACAGAAGAUUUACGAUCUUGGACGCGCCAGGUCACAGGAACUAUGUGCCGAACAUGAUAGAAGGAGCUACACAGGCGGACUGCGGAGUCCUCAUCAUAUCAGCAAGGAAGGGAGAGUUUGAAACGGGCUUUGAGAGAGGAGGACAGACGAGAGAACACGCACUUCUGGCGAAAACACUAGGUAUUGCUUCAUGUGUGAGUCUUAACGUCUUUAGGAGUAAGCUACCUGAUAGUAGCAAUCAAUAA